Messenger RNA from Ricinus communis (castor bean), 872 nucleotides. Its product is annotated as putative zinc finger A20 and AN1 domain-containing stress-associated protein 8. Lineage: Eukaryota; Viridiplantae; Streptophyta; Magnoliopsida; Malpighiales; Euphorbiaceae. The transcript has a single exon. The record is from RefSeq and is a predicted model, not a curated record. The coding region runs from base 307 to 756 and encodes 149 amino acids. Gene Ontology annotation, molecular function: DNA binding; zinc ion binding.
AAGGGUAAAUUCAUUGAAUUCAAUGUAAGGGACAAUCCCAAGAAGUUGAAUGCUUAGUUAAUGGUUGCCUCUUUAGUUAAGUGUCAAAUCCAUUUGGAAAAGAAAUUGAAUCGCCUCUAAAGAAGGUUCGGGAAGAUACGAUACAGCGGUAUCCCACCAAAGUUUUCCUUGUCAGAGUCUCAGAAUUAUAAUCGGAAUCCACUUCUCAAGUACCCAAACUAUCCUCUAUCUUUCUCUCUAUAUAUGGAUGUAUAUCUGUCUAAAUCAUCAUCCCAUCUAGGCUCAGUUUUUUAUUAUCCCUGAAACAUGGACUCUCCAAACAGCUCGGUUACUCCUCCUUCAUGCGCUAGAGGUUGCGGUUUCUUUGGCUCAGCAGAAAAUCGUAACAUGUGUUCCAAGUGCUACACUGAUUAUCUCAAACAAGAGAUUAUUGCUAAAACCAAUUCUGCACCCGAACCCUCACCUGCCUCCAAUUCCUUAUCAAACAAGAUCGCAACUUGUAUUAAUAUUAAAGAAGCAGCAGCAGAAGAAGAAGAGACUGCAAAAACGGUUCCUGUUGCGAAGAACAGAUGCGAGAGUUGCAACAAGAAAGUGGGUGUUACAGGGUUUGCGUGCCGUUGCGGGAAGGUGCUUUGCGGGACGCAUCGAUACCCUAAGGAGCACUGCUGCACCUUUGAUUUCAAGAGGGCUGAUCGUGAUCUUUUGGUUAAGCAAAAUCCUCUUGUCAAGGGUAAUAAAAUGGAUAAUAGGCUUUGAUAUAGUUAGGAUGAAUAGGCUUUGAUAUAGUUAGGAUCAAGGUUUACUUUCUGUUUGUAAUCUUCAGAUUGCACAAAUUAGUAAUUUAUUUUUGGCAGAAUUCGCAAUUAGUUAUA